AUGUUCAAAUAUCGAAUCCGCAUGUUUUUCAACGAGCUCAAGGUGCUAGUGUUCAUGCGAUCGGACACAGGGCAAACGGACGAGGAGAGGCGAACCAGCGGGGCCAACAGCUCAGCCAUGCGGGACUUCGGGCUCGGCAUGGCGGACUGUGGAUGCAUGGCGCCCUUCAUAGACUGCCAUGCGCGCGAUGACGAGGAGGAAUACUACGGCAGAGACCCGCGGCCCCGGAGCCUGGCCUUCGAGGAGAAAGAGCCCGGAAAGCUGCAGAGUGUGCAUGGGUUAGACACAGUGUCGCUGAGCAGCACAGCCAGCAGCCUGCGCACGCCCCAGUGUCGGAUCUGCUUCCAGGGACUCGAGCAGGUGAGAAAUGUGCUCCUCUUUUGGCUUUGA
Molecule: messenger RNA, 390 nt
Organism: Knipowitschia caucasica
Lineage: Eukaryota; Metazoa; Chordata; Actinopteri; Gobiiformes; Gobiidae
Source: the annotation of a GenBank genome assembly